AUGUAUUCGACACUAUUGUUGUUCGCAGGCUUCCCUCUGACUGGCAGCACUGAGUGGAGUAGCUCAGAACGCGCCCCUGCCCCUGUACCUGCCUCUGUUCCUGAACCUCUCGUGGACGCAGCUGAGCUUGUCCGCGAUGGACCCCUUUACCCACCUCUACAAGUAAGAGAUCCAUCGCCUUUUAAGAUAUUACAUAUAUUCAAUAAACUGACAACAUGUUCAAGACGCAAGCGAGUCAUGUGGCCGCUACCGGACACCGAAGAAUCCGACCAUCUUGACACAACUGAUGAAGAACAAUCCUACAAUGACUUAGAGACUAGUAUUGAAGAGAAUCACAUUUUGGUGACACCACAAGACCUCAGUAGUGCUAAAUCAUUAGAGACUGACGAUGAAACGAAGGUACAAAGCAAAGUAGAAGCUCAUAGUAGUGAUAGUGAGGAACGAUCGAAGAGAAGCAGCGGACAGAAAUGGGAUAAAACGGCUAAGCCAGCAGACAGACGAGUGAAGACCGGUGAUACGAUCCUGAACAUUCGCGGGGCAGUACGAGAUGCUAUAGGUGAUGCGGGUGCAGCCCCUGGACCCCGCGCCUCCUCCCGUCUCGACACCUUCGUGAUACGACCAGCGCAUGCCAAGAGACCACAUCUACAAGAUCAGCCGGCACCAGUUAAUAAUGCACAGGCGCCUCGGAGUGAACGCGAGCUGUUAGUGGAGGCUCAUUCAAAGGCACGUAUCCCUUGCGACCUGGUCAAUAUCACAAACCUGCGCUGGUACAAGGACAAUGAGCUUAUGUCUCUAUCUUCAUCCCCUUCUUCGGCGGAAGGGGUGUGGCGGGAAGGAUCAGAUGCUGUGAUGGGAAGAGCAACUAGAGCGGACGCUGGCGCGUGGAGAUGCGCCGGAGUUGAUAAAGCCGGGAAGACUGUUUCAGGGAAGCCCACGCAGUUGCUAAUAUAUGAACCAGUUCGUUCUGUAUACCUGGCGGUGGACGGACGACGUUUAGACGCAGGAAAUACAUGGGUGCCAGUCCGGGACAAGACAGUACUAGAGGUCAGGUGUGUUGCUGAAGGUGGUGUACCUCCUCCGGAAUUAUCUUGGCGAUUGCUGGCCUUGGAACCAUCGCUGGACCACCGGCCUUAUCUAAGGAUACAUAAUACUAACUAUUCUAUAGAGGGUGUGUCCCUUUCGCACGCGGUGGUGACGGCAGCUCGCGAGCUCCAUAAUGCCACGUUGCAGUGCCAGGCGCGACAGAGGACACCCGCUACAGUGCCUGCUCCUGCCGCGGCUGACACGUAUACAGCUAAAUUAGAAAUACACGUCACUUAUCCUCCUUCCUUUGUGAUCUCCCGUUGGCCCGGAUUCGGAGUAUCAUUAUCAGCCGGCAGCGCGGCGGCGCUCAGGUGUGACGUGGAUGCAAAUCCACCAGCGCGUGCUUGGUGGCUUAGAGACGAUGCCGAUCCUACCAGCUCGCCUCCUCCAGUGGAUGCUGGAGAUGAAUCAGCGAGAGGGUCGGCGACACUUCGAUGGCCAACUUUGCGCGCUUCGCAUGCAGGCUGGUACCGAUGCCGGGCUACGUGGCUUGAUGCCGAGUACUCCUCUAUAGGAUAUUAUCUUAAUGUUAUAGCCCCCGAAGAUAAUGCAGAACCAGUGACAGAGCCCCAAGAUGAGGACGAAGAAGCUGACCAUCAGAAGGUGGAGGUUCCAGUAGGGGGAAAUGUGCAGCUACAUUGUCCUAAGGGUAGCGUUGGCUGUUGGUGGCGUCGAGUAGUUGGCAACUCCAGUGAGUCAUGGGCACCGGCAGGUUCACAUCAUGCACACGGCGUGUUGGGUAUAAAGGAUGCCUUAUACCAAGAAGGAGGAGAAUACCGAUGCGUCGGUGCGAGGGCACCCGAUUUGAAGCGGCUUCGGGAGCUCAAGAGAGUCACUUUGAAAGUUACUGGAGGAGCAACUGCGACAGCCUUGAGUGCUGUUCCAGCAUCAAGUGGCUGGCGUUUAGAAUGCGGUGCUUGCGGUAGAAAUGUUAGAGUACUUUGGAUCCGUUCAGGAGUCACAACCCGAGCUACGCGGGCUACUCUGAGCCCAGACUUAGCACAACAUUGCUGGAGGGCUGUACUACACGUUGUAGAACCUGAUGAAGUAUGGUGUGUUGCUGCCACUCCAGGCGGGGGUGCUGUGGCAGUGUUUCCUAGACGUGCUCCCUUAGCUAACCCUAAUGAUCCUUCUCCAGAACCAGCCAGAAGAGCCUUACAAGCUGGAUCUUCUUGCCUGUCAUCUGCUUUUCUUUCAACUGCGUUACCUUUGUUCGGUUUAUUCUUAUGCCGAUGA
Messenger RNA from Diatraea saccharalis (sugarcane borer), 2319 nucleotides. The record is from the annotation of a GenBank genome assembly. Lineage: Eukaryota; Metazoa; Arthropoda; Insecta; Lepidoptera; Crambidae.